This is a messenger RNA of Ornithodoros turicata, 2331 nucleotides long. RefSeq lists its product as uncharacterized. The coding region runs from base 1 to 2331 and encodes 776 amino acids. NCBI's taxonomy places the organism in Eukaryota, Metazoa, Arthropoda, Arachnida, Ixodida, Argasidae. The record is from RefSeq and is a predicted model, not a curated record. The transcript has a single exon. Gene Ontology annotation, molecular function: nucleic acid binding; RNA-DNA hybrid ribonuclease activity.
AUGGUGAAGUCUUUGUGGGCGUCUCACCCUCAUGAACUUUUAAAUAUCGUGAAUGUAUCCGUGGAGCACGCAUGGAUCCCCGGUGCCUGGAAAAUUGCGAGAGUGGCGGUCAUCAAGAAAGUUCCCUCGAGGGGCCUGGAGAUAGACAACGUCCGCCCAAUUGCACUGACUUCUGUCCAUUGCAAGACCAUAGAGCGCGUUUUGCACCACCGGCUCGAGUCUUACUUAGAGGCCUCAUCGGUGCUCAAUGAUAGCCAGAUUGGGUUCCGCCCUCGAUGCUCUAUCUGGAUGGCGCAUGUGAAUCUUGAAAGCCAGAUCCGCCACGCGCGCGAGACUGGAGAUAUCUCUGCCCUGGUUGCACUAGAUGUUGCUAAGGCUUAUGACAGCGUGGAGCACAGCGUCCUACUCCACAUAAUGGCUUCGGUGCGCGUUCCCCCCUACAUCAUCUCCUGGGUCGACAGCUUCCUUACAGGGAGGUCGUUCUUCUGUUCAGUUGGCCGCUUUACCUCCUCGCAGCAAGCUCAACACAGAGGCGUACCCCAAGGCUCCGUCCUGUCACCCCUGCUUUUUAAUAUCCUGAUGAGCUCUCUGCCCUUAGACCAGAACAUCCUCACCAUAACCUACGCUGAUGACAUAGCCUUCUUUGCCUCUUCCCCGUCGCUGCAACUGCUAUAUGAGAAGCUGCAAGAGUACCUCAACGCACUUUCCGCCUGGAUGCGCUCUGUUCACCUUCCGCUGAACGUCCAGAAGUGCGCGGUGCUCCUUUUCACACCCUCUAGUUACCCUUCGAGCCCUGUGACGAUCGAUCUCAAGGUUGCUUCCGAGUCCAUCCGCCAGACGAACCUGCUGAAAUACCUCGGUGUCUGGUAUGAGGGACACUUGGACUGGGCCCACCAUCUGGAGGUUGUCAGCCAAAAAGCCACGAAGGCAUGUAGCCUUCUCUAUCGCUGCUCCAGCACCCGUAUUGGGAUGCGCAGAAACGCCCUCCUGCUCGUUUACAAGUGCUACAUCCGUCCUGUCCUGGAAUUCGGCUGCGUCCUUUUCUCCCACCUCCCUGAUUACCGCCUCCGAAGGCUCUUCAUCAUCGAGAGGAAGGCGCUACGUCUCUGUUUGGGCCUCCCUAAAUACACCUCGAAUCAAGCACUAUACUGCGAAGCACGCAUCCUCCCUCUGAAAUCACGUUUCCGUGUCCUGACAAUUAACACUUUCCUCUCCCUGUGCCAGAGCCCUUUGUCUUUGAGGCACAAUGAAGCCCUCAUGGACAUGCGUUAUUGGCUGAAUAGGCGAUGGCGCAAAUCAAACACCCCGCAGCUGGCCUUCGCCGAGCUUUUACUGAAACCUUUGGGUGUGUCGCUGACAGACGUCCCUCCGCCUUGCUGCCCCCUCUUCUGCCCAUCUGUGAAGGUUGAGGAUGCCUUUCAACCCGGCACCAGUUUUACAGACCACAACAAGCUUGAGGUAAUCCUCAAUCGCCACAUUGACCGCUUUCCUGAACACCUGGUGGUAGCAACUGACGCGUCCGUCUCUGGUCAGCGCGCCGGCGUGGGCCUCGUUUUCCCCCGUCUUGAUGGUCACUUCCCCAUCCGCCUCCCUGACUACAUCCCAGUCUUUGAGAGCGAAUUCCUCGCUAUUGUUCUGGCUCUUAGGAUGGUCCCUGCCCGCUAUUGCAAGACGCUGCUCCUAUCAGACUCCCUAUCAGUCAUCUCAUCUCUGGCGAACCCGUCUAGCCCACUGCUGCAAUUGCUUGCCUCCCUCACUCCGCCCCACAUCUCCGAAGUCGUGCUAACGUGGAUCCCCGGACACAAGGGCCUCACGCUCAAUGAAGCAGCCGACAGCCUGGCGAAGAUCUCCCUUACUGGGUCCAUCAUCGAUACCUUGCCACCGCUUCCCCAAAUCGUUAAAUCCAGAUACCGGAGAUUCUUGGAGCUUUCAGCGUGCCGCUCACUUCCCCCCAGAUACGACCACCUGUCAUCUCCAUGGCAGCCCGACUGCUGCUCCUCGCGCCUCAUAGAGGUAUUCUUAACGCGCGCCCGGUGCCUUGCCCUCCCCCUAAACUUCUACCUGCAUCGGGCCGGCGUCCACGAUUCGCCAUUGUGCCCACACUGUGGACAGGACGAAACAGUGGAACACUUCUUCCUCCACUUCCUCUUCAUCCACUGUCGCCUCUACGAUCGACUUCGCCAGAACUAUCUGGUUCGCCCUCUGAAAAUGCAAGGCGCCCCCCUCUGCCUAGGCUCUCUUAUAUCGUUCGGGUCUUCGCAUGCUGGGAGGUGGAACCGGACGGUAGCAUCUAGUGUGGCUGCCUUCAUGACUCUUAGCCAGCGCUUUUGA